This is a messenger RNA of Manduca sexta (tobacco hornworm), 1517 nucleotides long. It is a transcript of the gene Gas8, whose product is annotated as dynein regulatory complex subunit 4. Gene Ontology annotation, biological process: cell motility. The transcript is spliced from 7 exons. The coding region runs from base 81 to 1460 and encodes 459 amino acids. Gene Ontology annotation, molecular function: small GTPase binding; microtubule binding. Gene Ontology annotation, cellular component: motile cilium; Golgi apparatus; microtubule. NCBI's taxonomy places the organism in Eukaryota, Metazoa, Arthropoda, Insecta, Lepidoptera, Sphingidae. The record is from RefSeq and is a predicted model, not a curated record.
CGGAAUUUGACGGAAGCAGUCGUCUAAAUAAUUUCUCUAAAAUUUCCAUCGUAUUCAGUAGAUUUUCUUAGUAAAUCAACAUGCCGCCAAAAGGAGGAAAAGGGGGAGCGAAGAAACCACCAGCGAUCGUUAUUGAUGGAGUGGACACAUCUGAGAUGACCCGAGAAAAACUCGAGCAAUUCACGCUUAGGGUUAAAGAAGAAUUAGAUAAAGAAAGAGAAGAAAGAAACUACUUUCAAUUAGAGAGGGACAAGAUUCGUACAUUUUGGGAAAUAACUAGACAACAGCUAGAAGAAGCUAAAGCCGAACUGAGGAAUAGAGAAAGAGCUACAGAAGAAGCCCAAGAGGAGAACGAAGCCCUACUAGAAACAGAGAAGCAGAAAAUAAAGCAUCUCAAAUAUGAGCAACAAGCCGCUGCAGCCGCUUUAAGAGCUGAAAAUCUAGUAGCGCUGAAAGCUGCAAAAGAGGAGCAUGCGGAACAAGAGUUGGAAUUAUUAAAUGACAAAAGAGCGCUAAGGUCAGAAAUUAGAGAAAAAGUUUUAGCAGCACAGGAUGAAUUACGAAGAGCCAAAUUGAUACAUGCUGAAGAAUUGUCAAAUGCAAGAUCGGAAUUUGAGGAAAAAGCUCGUCAAAUAGAAGAUAAAGCUGAUAAGAAAUUGCAUGAAACUAAAGUUGAAAUGACCGUUAAGCAUAGAACAGAAAUAGCUGAGGUCGAAGAAAGGAAAAAUAAGCAGUUGUCAGAAUUAAUCGCUCAUCACGAAAGAGCAUUUUCUGAUUUAAAGAAUUAUUAUAACGACAUUACAUUGAACAAUUUAGGUCUGAUCAGCAGUUUAAAACAGCAAAUGGAAGAUAUGCAAAAGGUUAAGGAAAGAGCUGAGAAGAUAGCAAGGGAUGCUGUUGCAGAAGCUAAAAAUCUUCGUGAGCCAUUAGAGGCUGCCAUCGUUGAUAAUAAAGAAUUGAAGAGACAGAUGUCUAAUUACGAUAGAGAUAAAGCUGCAUUAGCGGCUAAAACAAAACAACUAGCGUCAUUAGAAAAACAAUUCGAAGUUCUCAAAUGGGAGUACGAAGUAUUACAAGUACGUUACGACAGAGUACUGGCGGAAAGAGACGAGUUGAAGUCGAGAUUCUCGAGGGCGGUGCUGGAGGUGCAGCAGAAGGCUAGCUUGAAGACGGCGCUGUUGGAGGCGAAAUUGAAGAAUAUGGAGGGCAGUGACCUGGGACCUAGGGACUUGCAUGAACUACUGAAACUAAAAGACACACAAGUAGAAGAUCUUCGAUACGAAGCCGCUCGCCUUCGUAAAGCACACGAUGAUUUGCUGGCUACUUACGAAGCUAAACUUGCGAAGUUGGGUGUACCUGCUGAGGAACUCGGUUUCAAACCCUUGAAAGCGGUUGCCGUGGCGGGCAUGUCACCUGUUAUUGGCCAGGGUCCUGCAGGACUAGUGACUAAAGAACAAUAGAACAUCAUUAAAACUUCUUUAUAUUCUUGGACCAAUCAAUAUUUUUGUGAAAUUAAA